Molecule: messenger RNA, 4876 nt
Organism: Carlito syrichta (Philippine tarsier)
Lineage: Eukaryota; Metazoa; Chordata; Mammalia; Primates; Tarsiidae
Gene: FRMPD1
Product: FERM and PDZ domain containing 1
Exons: 15
Coding region: 8-4741 (1577 amino acids)
Cellular component (GO): cytoskeleton
Molecular function (GO): protein binding
Source: RefSeq, a predicted model, not a curated record
CAGGUAAAUGGAAGAGCUGGAGACCAGUUUAUUCCAGACACGGAAAGCACAUAGAAUAGAACAAAUGGUGGCAAGAUGGCUUCGGCGCUCCCGGGACAGCUCAGCCCGGGCUAAAGUCUCUGCAGCUGAUGGGCCCCCCGGGAACCCAAGCCAGACCCUCACCCCUGUGAGGCACACACUAAAGAUAGACAAAGAUGCCCUCCUUCAGAACUAUGGAUUUCACAUUUCCGAGAGCCUUCCCCUCACAGUGGUGGCCGUCACAGCAGGAGGUUCCGCUCAUGGCAAGCUUUUCCCCGGUGAUCAGAUCCUGCAAAUGAACAAUGAGCCCGCUGAAGCCCUUUCCUGUGAACGAGCAGUCGAUAUUCUGAGGGACGCUGAAGAAACUCUUUCAAUCACAGUUGUUCGCUGCACGUCGGGAGUCCCUAAAUCAUCCUUCCUGACUGAGGAGAAGAGAGCCAGACUGAAGACCAACCCUGUGAAGGUACACUUUGCUGAGGAAGUACUCAUCAGUGGACACAGCCAGGGUAAUUCUCUGCUGUGUAUGCCCAACGUGCUCAAGCUGUACUUGGAGAAUGGACAGACCAAAGCUUUCAAGUUUGAGGAAAACACAACUGUGAAGGACAUCAUCCUCACAGUGAAGGAGAAGUUGUCGAUUCGAAGUAUCGAGUACUUCGCGCUGGUCCUGGAAGAGCAGUACAGCAUUUCGCGACUGCACCUGCUGCAUGAAGAGGAACUCAUCCAGCAGGUGGUAGAAAGGGAAGAGUCACAUGACUAUCGCUGCCUCUUCAGGGUGUGUUUUGUUCCCAAGGACCCCCUGGACCUCCUGAAAGAAGACCCCGUGGCCUUUGAAUAUCUCUAUCUGCAGAGCUGCAGCGACGUGCUCCAGGAACGCUUUGCUGUAGAAAUGAAAUGCAGUUCUGCACUCCGACUCGCGGCCCUGCACAUCCAGGAGCGGAUCUAUGCAUGUGCCCAGCCACAGAAGAUCUCUUUGAAGUAUAUAGAGAAGGAUUGGGGAAUAGAGAACUUUAUAUCUCCAACUUUACUUAGAAACAUGAAAGGCAAAGACAUCAAGAAAGCCAUCAGCUUCCACAUGAAGAGGAACCAGAAUUUGCUGGAACCUCGACAGAAGCAACUUAUUUCUGCUGCCCAGCUACGUUUAAAUUAUCUACAGAUCCUUGGGGAGCUCAAGACAUAUGGUGGAAAAAUCUUUAAUGCUACUUUAAUGCUACAGGACAGAGAAUCCUACAUUGCACUUCUCGUUGGAGCCAAGUAUGGGAUUAGCCAAAUUAUCAAUAGCAAACUCAACAUCAUGUCCACAUUGGCAGAGUUUGCAAACAUCAGCCGCAUAGAGCUGACGGAAGAGUCUGAGAAAGUGAGCCUGGUCAAAGUGUAUCUUCAGGACGUCAAGGUUCUGUCUUUGCUGCUGGAAUCCAACAGUGCAAAAGACCUAGCCUGUCUGAUUGCUGGAUACUACAGGCUGUUGGUCGACCCUGUUACCUGCAUUUUUCUCUGGCCUGGAAACAAACAACAAGUGCACCGGGUAUCUGCUGAAGAAGGUUACGAAUCCAGGGCCUGCAGCGACUCAGAGGAGUCCUCCGAGGUGGACUGUGUACUAGAGCCUCUUUCUGAUAGACACCCUGUGAAGCUGGGUCCCUGCAGAUCACUCAUAAAAGAAGAGCAGUCUCCUGGGAACAACUCUACACCUGAGGAGGCCAGGAGAGGCCCAAGCACAUGUGGGGCCUGCAGCACGACAGACAGUGCCGAGUCUGAGGCAUCCGACUCAGCCAACACGGAGAGUCGGGGCUGUAAGACCAGCGGCUCAAGCGAGUCCGUGGAGGCCCUGGAAGAGGAUGACUUAGACGCCUGCUCCUCCAGCGUGUCUGCCUUCUUCCACUUUGGCUCAUCAGGCCUCCCAGAGAGCCUCAGUUCUGACAGCCAAGAAGAGAGGAGCAGGAUCGAGACCAGUGGCUUCCUCUGUCUCCUGGACCUGGCCCAGAGAGCCAACCCCCAGUGCCAGAAGACAGAGUUUUCCGAGAGUGGCGCUUCCGAGACACUCAGCUGGGGACCAGAACUGAGUGCCGUCAGGCUGGACCCAAAGCUAUAUGAGGGCAGCCGGGCUGACUACUACAGCCUGUGCUCCAGCGUCUCCCCGGCCAGCCACCUGAGUGACAGCUCCGAGAGUACAGCUUCCCGGCAGGGGGGAGCCCUGUCAGGCUGUGGUCAGCAGGGCUGGACUGAGGCACAGCCGGGCUCCACACUGGAAGCCCUGGCCCUGCACUCACCACUGGCCUUUGAGGAUGGCAGCUCGGAUGAGGAGUACUAUGACGCAGCUGAUAAGCUCACACCCCCAGACACCCUCUCAGGGCCCAGAGCUGUUUCUGCUGCAGAAACCAGUGCCACAAGCUUACGGAGUAAGGUUAGCUCCUGCAGCCCUGAGAACAGCCUGCAUCCUGGGCCCGAUGGAAGAGAGCCGAGCCGAAGGGGAGUGGUGAAGAAGUAUGCCAAGACCCUGAGGAAGAGAAGGUCUUUCCUGCAGACCGACUACACCUCUCAGGUCUCGUUUCCCCUGGUGCCAUCAGCCUCCCUGGAGAGCAUAGAUGACGUGUGCUACUAUGACAGAGAGAUAUACCUGGCCCUUGGGGCGCCCUCCCCAACUGUGUCCUCUUUGCAGGACAUGCAGGGUGAGCCUGGCCUCCUGGAGACCAAGGCCCUGGGGCUGCUGGCUCCCUUGAGGGAAGCCAAGGGCACAAACCCGGCCUCUAGGGUCAUGGAGAUGGAGCCUGAGACCAUGGAGACCAAGUCUGUUAUUGACUCACGAGUGUCUUCUAUUUCUGCCAUUCGCCUCCGGAUUGACCCCAGCAAUAAAGAGAACUCUGGGGUCAUCCCUUUGAUUGCUAUGGAUGCCACUUCCUCGGCAAGCACUCCUCACUGCUCCAAUGUGGGUUCAUCUGGCCCAGAUACUGCUCAGGCCAGGCCUCCUCAGAUUUUUUCUCCACCUCAGGAUGGUGUUGCCCCCAGAGAACUUGCCAUAGAAUGUGGAGACAGCUUCUUCUCCCUCUCCAGUAGUGACCUUCAUCCAGACAGAGUCUGCCUGGCCAUCAGCCCACGGCUACAUAAUGCCUCUCAAGGAGACACACUAGAGCUAGGAGGAGUCGAACUGGAAAUGGGAUUUGGAUCGUUUUGUGCGAAUCAAAUACAAGAAACUACCCCCAAAUGCACAGAGCCUUUGUUGUCUCCUGGAGAUGAGCCUAGAAGUGAGGAAUGUGGAAUAAAUUCAGGAGAGAAGCUGGCUUCUGUCCCAGUAAAGGAAGAGCAACAAGGACAAGUAUCUUUGGAAAGUGACAGAGAAGUUACACACAAAAAUGGCGCCACCUUAUUUCAGGAGGAAUCUAGGAGGGACUCAGAUGAACCCAAGGGUGACGUGUCAAAUGCUGUUUCACAGGCUUUUGAUGGUAGUACUCCAGCUGGUAAAAUAACAACCUCCCUGUCCCUGGAUGCUUCUUUAACAGGGACUGAGAAGAUCCCACCACAUCCCCCCAAAGACUCUCAAGGACAGAGCAGAGAAACCCCAGACCAAGCCAGCCAGCCCGGAGAACAAAAACUAUUGGAAGAGUUGGAUUUAUACCCUAAUGUCUUACUUGGGAAUCAGACCAUUUCAUCAGCCUUCCCUCCAGAGGGGGUCAAGUCAGAGCCACUUAACCAUGCGAUAGGAGAAGAUCUAGCCCCUCAGGACACCCCUCAGGGGGUCUGUUUUAAUCCAGAGCCUUCUCUGCCAAAACCACUACCAUGUCCACAAGAGGAGUCUCACUUGGAAGCUUCAAACCAUUGCUCACUGUCAGAAAGCAAAGAGGACAGGUCUGGCCUCUGCCUUCCCACUGAGAAGUCUUUCCUGUGCUUUGCCCCAGAAAGCCAUCCUAAAGUUUCUACCAGUCUCAGGAUGGCCACGUCUUUGGGUUUUGCAGGUGUGAAUGAGACCGGGACCCCCUGGAUUGGGAUGGAGCAGUGCAGCUGUCAGUUCUCCUAUGCCACAUGCUUCCGAGCCCCCCAACUGGAAACAGAGGAAGAAGACAGGGGCUUGGAAGCACGCCCCACAGUCCCCCUCACCUCACCGCCUUCUGCAGGAAGCCUGGUGGUUCUGCCCUGGAGGCCUGCCCGAGCCCACAGUUGCAGCGCUGCACCCCUGUCAAGGAAAAAUCACAUCUGGCCAGAGUACUGCUCCAGGGUGCUGAGACAACUGAAAGCCACCCCUACCAACACCCCCGAGGGUUUCAUUCAACUUAUGGAGAGCUUGCUGGAACUACAAGACAUUUUAGAAGCUUCCUGGGGGGUUGGAAACAAACAUCCCCCAGAGAAGUGCACGUGGCACUUUUCUGAAAGCCGGAGCCGGCUCUGCAUGGGCUCCCAAAAGCUCCUAUCAAGCUGUCAGCAUGUGAUCAGAAUGGAUCAGUCCCCUGAAGAGAUGCAGGGGGCUGUGCGGGAUACCUUCCAGCACCUGGUCCAGCUGGCAGGCCUGUGCUUCCAGUUCACGGAUUGCACCCGCUGCUCUGCCCGGCACAGGGAAGCAGCUGGGAACCUGAGGGACGUUGUGUACACCUACCACCAGUUUGUAGAGGCUGCUAAAUUGACCUGCGAGAGAGGCUAUCAUGACCUGAGUGUGAAACUCUUGGCCCGUCAGUGCACGGCCCUUACAGCUGCCGUAUUCUGUUUGACCCAGAAAUUCCGAGCAUCCAUGGCCCUGUGAGCAGGUCAACUACCCAGGGGUCCCCUGUCCUGCCCUGCCUUGGACACUUCCCUGAGAAACCCCUUCCAAUCCCCUGCCCACCCCUUUCAAAUGUUUACUAUAUAGAGUAUUCAAAUAAAUUGCUGCUUAAUCUUG